AUGCCGACCUGGCUCUUUGUCCGAGUCGGCCAGUGGGAAGAACAAGACAACUCCACCCCGGCGAUUUGGCUCAAGUUGAAACCGAAGGAAGGAAAUGAUAUAACGUAUCAUUCAAAACUCCCCAGCCCAAAAGCAAGUUUUCCCCAGCCGAGCGGGCAAAACAUUGAACGACAGGAACAAAAAGACUGGUAG
Colletotrichum higginsianum IMI 349063 is the source of this 192-nucleotide messenger RNA. RefSeq lists its product as uncharacterized. The coding region runs from base 1 to 192 and encodes 63 amino acids. The transcript is spliced from 3 exons. The record is from RefSeq and is a predicted model, not a curated record. Lineage: Eukaryota; Fungi; Ascomycota; Sordariomycetes; Glomerellales; Glomerellaceae.